UAUCGUAUUCGGCGGCUCGUGCUCCAAAAUCCGUGUUCUGCGCAUCGCUCGACGGCCGUCGACUCGGCUCUUGCCUCAUUUCGUACUUGAUCUGAAGUUGAACGGUCGUGCUCGCUGCUCCGCCACUUAAAAAAAAAAAUCAAACGACCCCCCCCCUCCGCAAAACCGUUGUUGAUUACUUCACAGUCUCGCAUCAGACGCACGUUACGUAACUUGAAAAGAAUUUAUUUAUUAUUAAACUCUUUUUAUUUACGACAGUUAUUUUGUUUUUUUUUUGAUUUCACUUGAUAAAAGUUACUCAGUAUUAAACUAAAAAAAGAACGUGCAUUGUUAUUCGUUGUUUAAUGAUAAUUUUUUUUUACAAAAAAUUAAAUAUUGUAAAUGUUGUUUAAAUUUUAAGUACUGUGAUAGGUAUGGCGGGAGACAACCAAAAUUUUUGUUUGCGCUGGAACCACUACCAAAGCACAUUGAUCAGCGUAUUCGACAUGUUCCUGGAGAGCGGCACAUUGGUCGAUUGCACGUUGACAGCUGAGGGUCAAUACCUAAAGGCCCAUAAAGUCGUAUUGUCGGCAUGCAGUCCAUACCUACAGCUUUUAUUAAGCCAACAUUAUGAAAAGCAUCCGAUCGUCAUACUGAAGGACGUUAAGUUCCAAGAACUAAAAAAUAUGAUUGAUUACAUGUACAGAGGGGAAGUUAACAUUUCCCAAGACCAGUUAAGCACGUUCCUGAAAGCUGCAGAAUCUCUGCAGAUCAAGGGUCUGACUGAUGGUGGUGGCAAUGAAGACAGCACAGCCUUUUCAGCACCCGUUGCUACUCCGGUCAGAAAACCAAUCCAACAGUCUGUCACACAUGGUCCAUCUACAGUAGCACAAGAUUUAACGAUAAAGAGGAGGCCAGAAAGUACACACAUUAGGUCUCGUGAUGAUAGUGCCUCACCUACUAGAAAACGACGGCGUAACCAGCGUAGGCCGUUGACAAGUGUCGAUCAUGACAUUCAUGUUGAUGCAAGCAACUCCUGUGAUGUAUCGCCCCUUCAGUCCGGAGCCUUGAGCGGCAUCGGUAUUCCUAACAUUCCUGCCGCCAUAACCAAAGAAGCACCUUUGGAUGACGGGGAUCAUGAGACUGAUAACAGCCGCAUCAACAACCACGAUGCAUCAGUUGCUGAAGGUGUGGCUGGACAAAAGAUCGAACCGAUUGGUGAACUGAUAGAACCUAAGACUGAGAAUUUGGAAGAUAUUAACAACGGAGACAGUAUAGAAGCCUUGACAUUGGAUGAUAAUGACGAUAUGGACAAUAGUAUGGACAUGUCAAGAGCUGGACCAUCACAUGACAACUCUAACCAAAGUUUUAAUCAAUGUCCAAUGUCUGGAAACCAAACCAUGGAUGAAAUUUUUAUGGAUGCACAAGAAGCUGUUGGAGCUCACAGAGAUACUCAAGUAGUAAGUAUGCAUCCCCUCAUACCCUCAGAGGAGGUAGUGUUACAACCAACAACUGUAACUGGGAGGGAAUUGUCUGACACUGAUGGAACUAAAGAAUCUGAGAGUGACGAUGGCGGCGAUGAUUAUACGAACGAUGAUCAUGAUGAUGAUGUUGGCAGCAUUCUUGAUUUUAAUGAAGUUUUGAGUGUGACUUCUGAUAUACAACUGACUGCCACUGACGUUACAGCGACCAGUGAGGAAAAUGGUGAUGGUAAUGAGGAUAUUGCUAAAUUGACUGCCACUAUAGAAAAAUCCUACACAUGCAAAGUAUGCCAAAAACAAUUCAGAUUUAAAUCGUGGUAUAACAAGCACAUUGCAGCACAUGCAAUAGUGAAAUUACAUUACUGCAACAACUGUCCAAAACAUUUUAAAAGAUUGGACAGUUUAGAGAGGCACUUAUCCACACAUUUUGGUGGUAAAAAUUAUGAUUGUCUGGAAUGUGGAAAAACAUACACAUAUGCAUUUAAUCUUAAACACCAUAUGGUUACACAACACAAUCCUAAUUUUAAGCAAAUAAAAUGUUUAAAAUGCAAUAAGUCAUUCAACGAUGCCAGGUAUCUACGCUAUCAUGACAAUCGUGUGCACACAUACAAGACUCCAUAUGCAUGCCACUGCGGUAGUGCCUAUCCUGCGCCAAAUGAACUAUACCGGCAUUCCAAACGGAUGAACCAUUAGCUGAUUAGCAGUACUCAAGUAUUUUUCUAGUGCAAUUAUUUUUCCACUUUUUUUUCUAAACUUACAAAUUAAUUUAAUAUUUUCAACUGUUGAUUUAUAGUACCUAUAUAAUUAUAAUAUUAUACAAAUGAUUCAUUAUUUGUUACCUAAUAUUAAAAUCUACUAAUAAUUACUUGCCAAAUUAAAGGUUUUAGUUUGAACAUUCA
Acyrthosiphon pisum (pea aphid) is the source of this 2359-nucleotide messenger RNA. RefSeq names its product longitudinals lacking protein, isoforms H/M/V-like. Gene Ontology annotation, cellular component: nucleus. The coding region runs from base 414 to 2153 and encodes 579 amino acids. Gene Ontology annotation, biological process: regulation of transcription by RNA polymerase II. The record is from RefSeq and is a predicted model, not a curated record. Gene Ontology annotation, molecular function: protein binding. The transcript has 9 exons. NCBI's taxonomy places the organism in Eukaryota, Metazoa, Arthropoda, Insecta, Hemiptera, Aphididae.